Echinostoma caproni is the source of this 444-nucleotide messenger RNA. Lineage: Eukaryota; Metazoa; Platyhelminthes; Trematoda; Plagiorchiida; Echinostomatidae. The record is from the annotation of a GenBank genome assembly.
AUGCCACUUUCUACGUCUGUCACGAGCGCUUCAUCGUUCACAUUCGGCCAGAAACCUCUGAUUGCACCAACGACUGCGACCGCUUCGCUAAACACGGGCUUUCAAGGUUUCGGUGCGCCGUCAACCAUUAUAACCUCAGCAAACACUACCAAGACAACCAGUUCUGCUCCAUUCCAGUUUAGUGCUUCGCCAACUGUACCAAAUAGUACUGGAUUCAAUUUCUCUUCUUCCUUGGGAUCUACUGUCAACACUGCUUCCGUACCGUCAUUCGGUAACACAGCAGGAUUUAAUUUCGGACAAGCCCCAAGCUUUAGCACAGCUAGUCCCGGCACCACAAACCCGUUCGCAUUCGGGACCACACCACCGCCUGCUCCAGGUGCGGCUAAUGCGGUUGCAGUACCUCGGCGAAGACCAGCUUCUGCCCGGCGUACUCGUCGUAUGUAA